This is a messenger RNA of Saxophila tyrrhenica, 597 nucleotides long. RefSeq lists its product as uncharacterized. The record is from RefSeq and is a predicted model, not a curated record. The transcript has a single exon. Bases 1 to 597 code for a protein of 198 amino acids. NCBI's taxonomy places the organism in Eukaryota, Fungi, Ascomycota, Dothideomycetes, Mycosphaerellales, Extremaceae.
AUGAUCCGGGAGCUGACUUUCAGAGCGGCAGUGGCGACAACGACAAUUUCUAGCGACGGCACGGUCGAUGACAUUGGUUCCAGACAAGAGUACAUCUACUUGCCAAAUCUGACCUUUGUCAACCAAAGCGUCUCGCAGAAAGUUAGUGCGUCCAUGUCAUAUUCCGUUCCGGUCUACCAUUCCGAUUUCGGCUGGCUCGGAGGCGCCUUCGCGGUCAUCGGGCUUGCCUUCUAUGCUGUGCUGCCGAAUCUCUUUGGCUGGUGGCGGCUAGCCCAGUCGGUCAGCAUGAGCCCGCUCGAGAUCGCCAAGGCGUUCGAUGCUCCUCUUUUGCGGAACGUGGACUCCAAUGGAACCGCAUCGGACAUCGUACGGAGCGUUGGCAAGCAAGAGGUUCAGUACGGUGCUUCAAGCGAGCUCAACGGCCCACCGGAUCCCGACUCGCAAGAAUACCCGAAGCUCAAGCCCGCCGUCAGCUACAAAGAAGACCAGGAGGGUAUGCUGUUGAGAAGGAGGCUGCGGUUCGGGCGGCAAGGCACCAUUGAUCAGCCACGAGAAGGAGAGGUUUUCGGCAUCCGCGCAGGAAACGUCGGCUGCUGA